UGAAACUAUAUCAAUGGACGACGAGGAUCGCUUGUGGAGUAGCGGUUCAUUAGGCGAAGACGACCCUCAGCAACUUGUGGAUACGGUUCUUUAUCUUACCGGUUUGCAUUUCGCACUGCGAGGAGGAAGAGAGCAUAGAGCGCUGAGGCUGUUCACGAACCCCCAAAUAACAGGUCCCCACACUGACUAUAAUGGCAGAAAGUAUCUACUCUACACGGAAGACGCAUCAAAGACUAAUCACGGCGGCUUGAAGCACAGGAAGCUGGUACAGAAACAAGUUCGAGCGUAUGAGAACACGGACAACCCUAAAAGAUGUUUUGUGCGUCUCUUUGAAAAGUACAGGUCUUUGUGCAAACCUGGUCAACAUACUGAAUACUUCUACUCCACUCCAAGAAGGACUAGAACGUCGAAAGACUGGUAUACUGUAAAUGCCAUCGGCCAUUUACCUUACAAGUUACCGUCAAAAGACUGUGCAAGACGUCCGGUAUUGAGGGCAUGAAGACAAACCAUUCCUUGAGAGCCACGGCAGCCUCUCGAUUGUAUCAAGGUGACAUUGAUGAACAAAUGAUUUGCGAAAUUACCGGACAUCGGAGCGACGCCGUUCGAAAUUACAAGAGAACUUCUGACAACCAAAAGGCAACGGUCUCUGACAUACUUAGUAUGUCAAAAAAAAUGAACUCGCCAUCACGUGAAGAAGCUGAUCCGAAAAGAGCACAUGACCAAAGACCUGAAGACAAACUAAAUCGAACUGUGACGCUCAAUUUCAAUUUCAACUAAUAUCAAUAAAUAGUUGAGCCAUGUUCUGUUGUUGUUUUUUCAUG
Molecule: messenger RNA, 821 nt
Organism: Haliotis rufescens (red abalone)
Lineage: Eukaryota; Metazoa; Mollusca; Gastropoda; Lepetellida; Haliotidae
Product: zinc finger MYM-type protein 4-like
Exons: 4
Coding region: 14-499 (161 amino acids)
Source: RefSeq, a predicted model, not a curated record